Molecule: messenger RNA, 1193 nt
Organism: Pocillopora meandrina
Lineage: Eukaryota; Metazoa; Cnidaria; Anthozoa; Scleractinia; Pocilloporidae
Source: the annotation of a GenBank genome assembly
AUGAUUGGAAACUUUAUUUUGACCAAAGAUGAGAUCAUUCAUAUACUUGUUGGUCAAGAAGGGAGAAAAGGGAAGAAAAACUUAAAAAGUGCUGGAGGUGGUGGAGGUACAUUUGUUGUGAGACGAAACAACACGCCUUUAAUCAUAGCUGGAGGUGGAGGGGGAAUCAAAAAUAUGUCAGAACAACAUUCGGCAUGUGAUGCGUCCAUAAACACCACAGGGAAUGCAGGGAACAACUCGCCACUGGGGUCAGCUGGAAUAGAAGGACAAGGAGGACUUACUAAUGGUGUGAAUUCUGGUUGGUGGAGAAUUUCCUUUUUAUAAAUACUGAGAAAUUUGUUGCAUUCUAUUGCCAUCCUUCACUAUCUCCAACCCAAUGAUAGAGUAAGUCGCUGAUAAUCAGAUUUUGAAGGAUUUAUAAAAACAGUUAUUAUUAAAUUUUUUCAAUACCAAUUUUGAAGAUUUUUUUAUAUAAUUCUUUUGAAGCGCCUUAUACAAGACUUAGGAUUUUGUUAAAUUUUGCUCUUUUCUUUUCAAAUCUCCUGCAUAUUUAGUGAAUUAUCGAAUGAAUUAUGGAUCCGCAAAUAUAACGCAGGAGAUGACACCGAAAAACUUGACAAGGCUUCUCAUUCGUUAACUGCAGAUCUGGAUUAAACAGAAGAACUAAAUAAAUAAAGAGUCAAUUGCAGCAUUUUUUCGCUGACUUUUCCUCGCGAGCUUUUUUGUUACUAACAAUCUCCACUAAUUAAACUUUAAAAAUAAAGAACUAAACUAAGUUUCGGAACACCGCGGAUCGUCGUUUGAUCGCGAGAAAUUAAAUUUAUGGGUGCUAUUUGUAAGAGAAUCACCGAUCACUUUUUGAUUGUAUUGCAGGUGGUGGUGGUGGCGGCUUCCAUAGUAAUGGACAUAACGCAACGAGCUCUAUUAAAGGAGGGGGAAAAGGAGGUUCAGGAUAUCUUCAGGGGGGAGAGGGUGGUAAGUUUUAUGGUGGGUUCGGAGGUGGCGGUGGUUUACUUAUAUUCCACAAAGGACUCGGCGGUGGUGGUGGUUACACUGGGGGAAGUGGCGGGAUUAAUGAGGAUAUUUCCUGUGGAGGAGGGGGAGGAUCUUUUAACAAUGGAACAAAUCAACAAAAUGAAUGUUGCAAUAAUAGCGCUGGUCAUGGUUGGGUAAAUAUUACAUUUCUCCAAUGA